This is a messenger RNA of Penicillium nucicola, 1104 nucleotides long. Its product is annotated as GTP-binding protein. Gene Ontology annotation, cellular component: cytoplasm. Bases 1 to 1104 code for a protein of 367 amino acids. The transcript has 2 exons. Lineage: Eukaryota; Fungi; Ascomycota; Eurotiomycetes; Eurotiales; Aspergillaceae. The record is from RefSeq and is a predicted model, not a curated record.
AUGGCGAUCCCGAUCACAAUCAUUACAGGCUUCCUAGGCUCAGGAAAAACCACAAUCCUGCUCAACCUAAUCCCCCAACUCCCCAGCACCUACCGACUAGCACUCCUCAAGAACGAAUUCGGCGAUGUAGCCGUCGACAGCCAACUAGCCUCCACAAGCAGCAUCAGCGGCGUGAAAGAAAUGCUCAACGGCUGCAUAUGCUGCAACAUGGUCGGCUCACUAGGCGACGCGCUAACGCAGCUCCGCAACGAAGUGAAACCAGACCGAAUCGUCAUCGAGACCAGCGGCAGUGCGUUCCCGGCCACGCUGGCGAUGGAGGUGAACCGGCUGGCGCGCGAGGAGGGCGGCCAUUUCGCGCUGGAUGGCGUCGUGAGCGUUAUCGAUGUGGAGAACUGGGAGGGGUACGAGGAUACGUCGUUUACGGCGAAGUUGCAGGCCAAGUAUACUGAUUUGAUUAUUUUCAAUAAGUGGGAGAAUGUACCCGAGGGUCGUUUUGAUGUUUGUCUUGAUCGUGUUGGGGAUUUGGAGGUCCAGACGCCUUGGGUUAAGUCUGUUAAGGGGAGGGUUGAUCAGGAUGUUUUGUUGGGGAUUGAUGGGGCUUUGUUUAGGGGGUUGACUGAGGCUGCGGAUGGGGAUCAUGGGCAUGACCAUGACCAUGAACAUGAACAUAAGCAUGAUCAUCAGUCUGAGGUCGAGGUGCUUUCUGUUUGUUUGAAGGCUGCUUCUGAGGGGGGCACUGUUGAUGUGACUGCUUUGGAGCAGUUCCUUUCUUCUGCGCCGAGGGAUGAGAUUUAUCGCAUUAAGGGUAUUCUGCGGUGUUCGAAGCAGGAUUUGCCGGCUGAGACUUCGGAUGAUCUUGCGUCUAAGCCGAAGGUUGGGGAGGUUGGUGUGCAAUACUACAUUCUCAACUGGGCGUUUGGUCGAUGGACUUGCACGCCUUCAUCUAUUGUUGCGGAGGGCGCUGAUGAGACUGUUGUCGGCCGCAUUACUUUGAUCUUGGCUCGAUAUGAGUCUGCCAAGUGGAAGAAGAAGCUGGAUGCUGGCGGCCUGGUCCAGGCUAAUGAAGGAGAUGGUGUGGAGCUGACUGUGGAGCGUUUGGCUUAG